GUGGAAGGUGUCGCCUGCUUCGGCUGAGUAAGGGUGGCUGGCAGAGCCGGCAGCCCCCGCCCUGGGCCUGGCUCUUCCCGGCCUCUGUACUUUGCCCUCGCUGCCUGACAGGUUCUGCUGUGGGCUCCGCUGAAUGGAAGCUGCCGGUAGUCCUUGUCCCUUUCUCCAGCCGGCCCACCUUGGGACACCUUGACCCCAAGCCCAGCAGUAAGUCCAACAUGCUGCGGGGCCGCAACUCAGCCGCCUCUGCUGACGAGCAGCCCCACAUCGGCAACUACCGGCUCCUUAAGACCAUCGGCAAGGGCAACUUCGCCAAGGUGAAGCUGGCCCGGCACAUCCUGACCGGGAAGGAGGUAGCUGUGAAGAUCAUUGACAAGACUCAACUGAACUCCUCCAGCCUCCAGAAACUAUUCCGCGAAGUAAGAAUAAUGAAGGUUUUGAAUCAUCCCAACAUAGUUAAGUUAUUUGAAGUGAUCGAGACUGAAAAAACUCUCUACCUUGUCAUGGAGUACGCUAGCGGAGGAGAGGUGUUUGAUUACCUGGUGGCUCAUGGCAGGAUGAAAGAAAAAGAGGCUCGAGCCAAAUUCCGCCAGAUAGUGUCUGCUGUGCAGUACUGUCACCAGAAGUUUAUUGUUCAUAGAGACUUAAAGGCGGAAAACCUGCUCUUGGAUGCUGAUAUGAACAUCAAGAUUGCAGACUUCGGCUUCAGCAACGAAUUCACCUUUGGGAACAAGCUGGAUACCUUCUGCGGCAGUCCCCCGUAUGCUGCCCCAGAGCUCUUCCAGGGCAAAAAGUAUGACGGACCCGAGGUGGAUGUGUGGAGCCUGGGAGUUAUCCUGUAUACACUGGUCAGCGGGUCCCUGCCUUUUGAUGGACAGAACCUCAAGGAGCUACGGGAGCGGGUACUGAGGGGAAAAUACCGCAUUCCGUUCUACAUGUCCACGGACUGUGAAAACCUGCUUAAGAAAUUUCUCAUUCUCAAUCCCAGCAAGAGAGGCACUUUAGAGCAAAUCAUGAAAGAUCGAUGGAUGAAUGUGGGUCACGAAGAUGACGAAUUAAAGCCUUAUGUGGAGCCACUCCCUGACUACAAGGACCCCCGGCGGACAGAAUUGAUGGUGUCCAUGGGUUACACACGGGAAGAGAUCCAGGACUCACUGGUGGGCCAGAGGUACAACGAAGUGAUGGCCACCUAUCUGCUCCUGGGCUACAAGAGCUCUGAGCUGGAGGGUGACACCAUCACCUUGAAGCCCCGGCCUUCAGCUGAUCUGACCAAUAGCAAUGCCCCUUCCCCCUCCCACAAGGUACAGCGUAGCGUCUCGGCCAACCCCAAGCAGCGGCGCUUCAGUGACCAGGCUGGUCCUGCCAUUCCCACGUCCAAUUCCUACUCUAAGAAGACUCAGAGUAAUAACGCAGAAAAUAAGCGGCCUGAGGACGACCGGGAGUCAGGGCGGAAGGCCAGCAGCACAGCCAAAGUGCCCGCCAGCCCCUUGCCCGGCCUGGAGAGGAAGAAGACCACCCCCACCCCUUCCACGAACAGCGUCCUCUCCACCAGCACAAACCGAAGCAGGAAUUCCCCCCUUUUGGAGAGGGCCAGCCUUGGCCAGGCCUCCAUCCAGAAUGGCAAAGACAGCCUAACCAUGCCAGGGUCCCGGGCCUCCACGGCUUCUGCUUCCGCCGCAGUCUCUGCGGCCCGGCCCCGCCAGCACCAGAAAUCCAUGUCGGCCUCCGUGCACCCCAACAAGGCCACUGGGCUGCCCCCCACGGACAGUAACUGUGAGGUGCCGCGGCCCAGCACGGCCCCCCAGCGUGUCCCUGUCGCCUCCCCCUCCGCCCACAACAUCAGCAGCAGUGGUGGAGCCCCAGACCGAACUAAUUUCCCCCGGGGCGUGUCCAGUCGAAGCACCUUCCACGCUGGGCAGCUCCGGCAGGUGCGGGACCAGCAGAAUUUGCCCUACGGUGUGACCCCAGCGUCUCCCUCUGGCAACAGCCAGGGCCGGCGGGGGGCCUCGGGGAGCAUCUUCAGCAAAUUCACUUCCAAGUUUGUACGCAGAAAUCUGUCUUUCAGGUUUGCCAGAAGGAACCUGAAUGAACCUGAGAGCAAAGACCGAGUGGAGACGCUCAGACCUCACGUGGUGGGCGGCGGAGGCACUGACAAAGAAAAGGAGGAGUUUCGGGAGGCCAAGCCGCGCUCGCUACGCUUCACGUGGAGUAUGAAGACCACGAGCUCCAUGGAGCCCAAUGAGAUGAUGCGGGAGAUCCGCAAGGUGCUGGACGCAAACAGCUGCCAGAGCGAGCUGCACGAGAAGUACAUGCUGCUGUGCAUGCACGGCACGCCGGGCCACGAGAACUUCGUGCAGUGGGAGAUGGAGGUGUGCAAACUGCCGCGGCUGUCUCUCAACGGCGUGCGAUUUAAGCGGAUAUCGGGCACCUCCAUGGCCUUCAAAAACAUUGCCUCCAAAAUAGCCAACGAGCUCAAGCUUUAACAGGCUGCCGGGAGUGGGGGGCGACGGAGGCGGGCCAGCUGGACGUAGCUGCUGGGGCCGGGCUCCGACCCACCUGGGCGAGACUGCAGAGAUGGAUUGGUCUGUCUCCCCCUGCUGGCGCUUCUCCCCUCCCGCCCUCCUUGGUUGGUUUUUUUUUUCUUCUUCCAUGUUUGGGGGGGGACGGGAGACGGUUCUUGCCCCCCAACAUUUGCCCCUGCCCAGAAAGUCCCCCCCUUCCCCCCUCUCCCCCACAGGAGGCCAAGGAAGGGGGGGGAGGGGUGGGGGGGCGGGGCUCCCCCUCGGUACUGCGGUUGCACAGAGUAUUUCGCCUAAACCAAGAAAUUUUUUAUUACCAAAAAGAAAAAAGAAAAAAAAAAAAUCCCAGCGGCCACCUUUCCUCCCCGCCCCAUCGGGACAGUUGAGACUGGAUCUGUGGGGUUUCCCGGGAGGGUGGCUCAGGGCUGGAACACUCUCAGGCAAGAGUGGUGGAGCUCCCCGUCAGGCCCUCCGCCAGGCCCACUUUGGGCUUCUCCCCUCUCCUUCCCUCCUUCCCCUCCAAGCAAACCACCAGAGGUGGCCUUCCCCUGACCUCGGGCCCCAGGGCUGGAGGCCCGGACGGCCGGGCCGGGGACCGGGGGGCUGGGGGCGGGGCGCUGCGCAGCCCUGAAGUUGGGGGGUGGGGGGCGGCGGCAGCUCCGGGCUGGCAGGCGCGGCCCGGGGCCCCGGCCCCCUCCACACUGUAUCCUCUGCCCCUCCUUCCCCAGAGCCGGGCAUUUCCUUCCACAAGCUGCUGUGGGGACUUUUGUUCCCCUCCUCAAAAGUCUGUGCCAUCUUCUCCCACCCCUCCUGGGUAGAAGGCGGGGCUGACCCCGGGGCCGGGAGAGGGGAGGGGACUGCAGGGCAGAUGGGCUCCUCGGCCCCCAGGGGGCCGCCUGGGCUGCUAGUCUCCGGAACAGGGAUGCUGGGCACUCUCCGUCAGGGGGAGAGCCUUUGUCUGAAAGCACAGCCCCUCGCCGUUCCUCUCCCCUGCCCCUUCAUUGGCAUUAAUCUGGGCACCAGCUAGUUCCAUAGCAGUGACUCCCCCCUCACCACUCAUCUCGGCCUUGCCUUUUCUUCCUGACACUGUCGCCCCUCCUCUCAGGAGACACUGCCCAGGGCCUCCACAGGCCCGCUGGCAGGAGGCUGGAUAGGGCAGCAGGGCCGGGAGCAUCUGCCCUCCAGGGGGUGGGGGGACAGACAGGCCUAGUGACUCCCAGCUUG
Messenger RNA from Lynx canadensis (Canada lynx), 3743 nucleotides. It is a transcript of the gene MARK2, whose product is annotated as microtubule affinity regulating kinase 2. Gene Ontology annotation, molecular function: ATP binding; tau-protein kinase activity; protein serine/threonine kinase activity. The record is from RefSeq and is a predicted model, not a curated record. Gene Ontology annotation, cellular component: cytoplasm. Bases 219 to 2483 code for a protein of 754 amino acids. Lineage: Eukaryota; Metazoa; Chordata; Mammalia; Carnivora; Felidae. The transcript is spliced from 19 exons. Gene Ontology annotation, biological process: intracellular signal transduction; microtubule cytoskeleton organization; protein phosphorylation.